AGAGGCGACGUGCAGGCGGCAUCACACUGGUUCACACUCAGUACAGCUCUCACCGCCCUGUUCGCGUCCGCUCCACCACGCCCCAGUGCCCCACACACCCCGAACACUCCGCGGACAGAGGAAGCGCAGGCACGAGAACAGCUCAGUCGCGGCGAGUCCCGGCCUCCCGGGUCUCCAGCGAGGAGAGAGUGGCGACUGGUGGCGCGGGCUCCCUCCGAAGUUCUCCGCGGCGCCUCGGCGCAAUGCUGGCUUUCCCCCUGGGCGGUUCGGCCUGAGUUGCAUCACGGUUCUCGAAUCGGCCUCUCCUUCGCAUGGUUCCGGCCAGAGCUUGCAUCUUGCCGCGCAAAACGCAAGGAGGGAGAGUGGGAGGGUGUCGUUUUGGGUUUCGCCAAAAGUCAUAUCUUCACUUUACUGGGUGCACAAUCGGUUGCGCGGUGUGAUGGAUUCGAGUAGGACCGUGCCAGCCUAUAGCCCAUCCAGCCCAUGAGAACAAAGGCAUUAAUUCACCUCAGCCCCACCAAAGGUCCAAAGCGCUCGUCUUUUCUCAUCUCCCCUUUGGUUUCUUGCAUUGCAUCAGAGAGCUUUAGCUUUUAUGUGCUAGCCUUGUCUGUGCUGUGCCAUCACUUUUGGUGCUUCUUCAGAGCGCAACGGCAUGACUGCUGCAUCAGGCGUAUGUGGAAGGUUAGGUGAGGUGUAAUAUGUAAUGCAGUACUAUAUGCUGUCACUGGUACAUGAGGGAGAUCACCUCCAAGUAAAGGAAUCUAGCAGUUUUCCCUUUGGGAGACUUCGGCAAAACAGUUCUUGGCAUUAUCUGCUACUGUUUUCUUAUGAAGAUGGUUAGUUAGUACUAAUCCUAAUUAUAUUGCUCGGGGACAGUUUUUUAUUUUACAGUUAAUAUGUUAAAAUAAUGAGUUAUGUGCUUUAUUAAAAGGAGGCUGGUGACCGAUGAAUGAUGGCUACUUUCUGAUGUGGUAUGGGUGGUUUGCUUUUGUCAUAUGCUCCUGAUCCCAACCCCAACUGCCCCAUUUAGGGCUUGUUCGGUUAUUCCCAAAACACAUGGAUUGGAUGGGAUUGGAAAAAAAUGAGAAGAGAUUUGACUUGUUUGGGUUUCAAACCCAUCCAAUCCCACUCAAUCCACAUGGAUUGAGAGCUAACCGAACAAGCCCUUAAAAAGGAUGAUAAACUGUGGCAGGUCAGUUUGAUGGUUUCUCUUAGGUUGAGACUAGAGGAAAAGACAAUGAUGGUCAUUUGUGUUUCCUUUUGGAGAGGCUCUCACUACUGGCAGUUGAGAAAUAUGAAGCGCCCUGCAUUUGACCAUGCUAGCUCCAGCUGCCAAAGUGAAUUAUUCUGGGUUAUGCAAAGUCAUAGUGUUGGUAGGUACAGCUUGAGUGGCUCCCAAUGCCACCCUGAAACUCUCAAAUAAUUUGUCAUGUUGUAUAAGCUGCACUGUUUCUUAUUUAGUGUUCUAAAGUUUUUUUGUAGGUUUAGGGUGUCAUGAUUCUGUUUAGGCCAUAUGAGUACUAUUUUGUAAUAGAAUAUCUACUAGUAUUUCUUUCUGGCUAAGGAUUCUGUCUUUGAAAUGAACUAAGAUUUGACCUCGAUUUUGAAAAAUAGGGAGACAUGCUACUCGUUGAUUGUUAACACAAGUAAAUGUCUCACUCCCCACCUAUCUAUAUUUGUAAUAGCUUUGUAUUUUUGGGAUCCAAAUAUUUGAUGUACUAUUUUCUGCAAUAUUGCCAACAUGUGCAAGAUGUGUUCCUCACACUUUUUGUCAAAUUUCUCAGGUUCUAUUAAUCAUCUUUUUUUUUCUUAAUAGGAAGUUAGUGAUGAAAGUAUAUCAGAGGACAAUAGCUUAUGCAUCAUGCUUACUAUCCUUAUUUCCUUAUAAACUAUGAUUUUAUUGUUAUGCUCUAUUUUCACUAACUUUUGUUUCUAUUUCUGUACUGCUAGAGGAUUGAAGUUACGGUGGAAAAGCGUGUAUAGUAGGGCUCAACCAAUUCUCUUCAAGCAAGUCUCAGCCAUGCAACAUCUUACAGUGAUAGCCUUCGUGGCUGCUUCUCUCAUUGCAAGCAUUCCACAUGCCAAAAGUGCUGAUCUGAACUCUGACAAACAGGCUCUUCUCGCAUUUGCUGCAUCACUGCCUCGUGGCAGGAAGCUCAACUGGAGCUCCACCACACCUGUCUGCACUUCUUGGGUGGGGGUGACAUGCACGCCAGAUAAGAGCCGUGUACAUACACUGCGCCUACCUGCUGUAGGACUUUUUGGUCCAAUACCAUCAGACACCCUUGGGAAGCUUGAUGCCCUGGAGGUAUUGAGCCUUAGGUCAAAUCGCCUUACUGUCGACCUCCCUCCUGAGGUAGGAUCUAUUCCUGCCCUCCAUUCCCUCUACCUUCAGCAUAAUAACCUGUCUGGAAUCAUACCAACUUCCCUCUCUUCCAGCUUAACAUUCUUAGACCUGUCAUACAACACUUUUGAUGGAGAAAUUCCAUUGAAGGUGCAAAAUCUUACUCAACUUACUGCAUUGCUUCUCCAGAAUAACUCACUUUCUGGACCUAUUCCUGACCUCCAACUUCCCAAAUUGAGACAUUUGAAUUUGAGCAACAAUAACCUCAGUGGGCCAAUACCACCUUCUUUGCAGAGGUUUCCAUUAAGUUCCUUCUUAGGGAAUGCUUUUCUGUGUGGCUUUCCUUUGGAACCAUGUUUUGGAACUGCACCUAUUCCUUCUCCAGUAUCACCACCAUCACCCAAUAAGAUCAAGAAGAGCUUCUGGAAAAAGAUCAGAACUGGUGUGAUAAUUGCAAUUGCUGCUAUUGGAGGGGUAUUGUUGCUUAUUUUGAUUCUCAUGCUCGUGAUAUGUAUUUUCAAGAGAAAGGGACACACUGAACCUACCACAGCUUCGUCCAAAGGAAAAGCUAUUGCAGGUGGAAGGGCAGAAAAUCCUAAGGAAGACUACAGCAGUGGUGUUCAGGAAGCAGAGAGGAAUAAAUUGGUUUUCUUCGGGGGUAGUUCAUAUAAUUUUGACUUGGAGGAUUUGUUGAGAGCUUCUGCUGAAGUCCUUGGAAAAGGAAGUUAUGGAACCACCUACAAAGCUGUUCUUGAGGAUGGAACCACAGUUGUUGUCAAAAGAUUGAAGGAAGUGGUGGUUAGCAAGAAGGACUUUGAACAGCAGAUGGAGAUAAUUGGCAGGGUUGGCCAGCAUCAAAAUGUCAUUCCAUUGCGGGCUUAUUAUUACUCCAAGGAUGAGAAAUUGUUGGUGUUUGAUUAUGUCCCAUCUGGUAGCCUUGCUGUUGUUUUGCAUGGGAAUAAAGCUGAUGGAAGGGCUCCAUUGAACUGGGAGACAAGGGUCAAGAUAUCUCUGGACGUAGCCCGUGGAAUCGCACAUCUUCAUGCUGAGGGAGGAGGGAAGUUCAUCCAUGGCAACAUCAAAGCGUCGAACGUCCUUCUAUCGCAGAACCUCGACGGUCGCGUCUCCGAGUUCGGCUUGGCACAGAUCAUGACCACUCCACAGACGUCCCUGCCACAGCUUGUCGGAUACCGAGCACCAGAAGUCCUCGAGACGAAAAAAACGAUCCAGAAGUCCGACGUCUACAGCUUUGGUGUCUUGCUCCUUGAAAUGCUAACCGGAAAAGCCCCUCUCAGGUCUCCCGGUCGCAAGGAUUCCGUAGAGCACCUCCCAAAAUGGGUGCGGUCUGUGGUUCGCGAGGAGUGGACCGCGGAGAUCUUCGACGUGGACCUGCUGAGGCACCCCAACGUCGAGGACGAGAUGGUACAGAUGCUCCAGAUCGCGAUGGCGUGUGUGGCCGCCGACCCCGAGCAGCGGCCUAGGAUGGACGAGGUGAUCAGGAGGAUCACGGAGAUCCGGAAUUCUUACUCUUCUUCUUCUGGGACAAGGACGCCCCUGGAGGACAGGCCAGAGACCGCGCAAGCACCGUGAUAGUAGUUUAGCAAGAGAUGUUAGCUAGGUUGCAUAGUGAAUUGGUUAUAGAGCUUCGGCAAAGUUGAUAGCCACCUGCAUAGCGCAGUUUCCGUCGGUUCCAUAUCGUUUCCAGUAAAUCUGUUGUGCAUUUUCUUUUUUCCGUCGGUUCCAGUAAAUCUGAUUGACAGUCCAUGCCAUUGUAUUGCUAAGUUAAAUCAGUAUCUCUUCUGAUUUUCAUAGGAUAGUGUCGUUCUGUAAUUUGACAUAAUCUCCUGAGGCCGUGAUUAAUGAUUUGAAUUUCCCUUCUA
Messenger RNA from Zea mays, 4224 nucleotides. Its product is annotated as probable inactive receptor kinase At5g58300. The transcript has 3 exons. Bases 1892 to 3934 code for a protein of 680 amino acids. Gene Ontology annotation, molecular function: protein binding; ATP binding; protein kinase activity. The record is from RefSeq and is a predicted model, not a curated record. Gene Ontology annotation, biological process: protein phosphorylation. Lineage: Eukaryota; Viridiplantae; Streptophyta; Magnoliopsida; Poales; Poaceae.